AUGUUCUCCCCGUGUCUGCGUAGGUUUCCUCCGGGUACUCUGAAUCUGGACGACGACGGCAGCGGUGACGCCCUGAACGGCGGCGCCAAGUACGACAACAUGAACGACGAUCUCCACGACUACGACCCGACCAAUCACGGCGCAGGAACCGUCCACAUCGCUCGCGGGGAGAGCUUUGUGUCUCCGGCCAUGUACGUGUGA
Molecule: messenger RNA, 201 nt
Organism: Knipowitschia caucasica
Lineage: Eukaryota; Metazoa; Chordata; Actinopteri; Gobiiformes; Gobiidae
Source: the annotation of a GenBank genome assembly